Molecule: messenger RNA, 3959 nt
Organism: Oncorhynchus tshawytscha (Chinook salmon)
Lineage: Eukaryota; Metazoa; Chordata; Actinopteri; Salmoniformes; Salmonidae
Product: endoplasmin
Exons: 27
Coding region: 126-3707 (1193 amino acids)
Biological process (GO): protein folding
Molecular function (GO): ATP-dependent protein folding chaperone; ATP binding; ATP hydrolysis activity
Source: RefSeq, a predicted model, not a curated record
GUAUUAAAUGGAGCGCUGUUGGUGGGAGUGCGAGUUUGUUAUUCUUCCUUUUCAAGGCAUCGUUGAUUGUGUUGAUCCCAGUUUUUGUCUGAAGAGCUGGGCUUCAUUCAAUCAUAUUUCACAAAAUGAAGCGGGUUUGGUUGAUUGGGCUGCUCUGUGCACAUUUAGCUUUCGCAUCUGUGACAGCAGAAGAUGGACUUGACAUUGAUGGGACUGUGGAAGAUGAUCUGGGAAAAAGUAGAGAUGGUUCCAAAACAGAUGAUGAGGUGGUGCAGAGGGAGGAGGAGUCUAUCCAGCUGGACGGGCUGAACGCAGCUCAGAUAAAAGAGAUCAGAGAGAAAUCUGAGAAGCAUGUCUUCCAGGCAGAGGUCAACCGCAUGAUGAAGCUUAUCAUCAACUCACUCUACAAGAACAAGGAGAUCUUCUUGAGGGAGUUGAUAUCCAACGCCUCUGAUGCUCUGGAUAAGAUCAGAAUGAUGUCUCUGACCAACGAGGAUGCACUGGCAGCCAAUGAGGAGCUCACCAUCAAGAUCAAGAUGGACAAAGAGAAGAACAUGUUCCACAUCACUGACACGGGCAUCGGCAUGACCAAAGAGGACUUGGUCAAGAACCUGGGUACCAUCGCCAAGUCGGGCACCAGCGAGUUCCUCAACAAGAUGACGGAGAUUGAAACCGAGGGCCAGUCCACCUCUGAGCUUAUUGGCCAGUUCGGCGUGGGCUUUUACUCUACCUUCCUGGUUGCCAACAAGGUGAUCGUGUCUUCAAAGCACAACAACAGCACACAGCACAUCUGGGAGUCUGACUCCAAUGAGUUUUCUGUCAUUGAGGACCCUCGCGGGGAUACGCUCGGCAGGGGCACCACCAUCACGUUGGUGAUGAAGGAGGAGGCUACAGACUACCUGGAGCUGGAAACCAUCAAGAACCUGGUCAAGAAAUACUCACAGUUCAUCAACUUCCCCAUCUACAUCUGGGCCAGCAAGACAGAGACUGUUGAGGAGCCCAUCGAGGACACCGAGGUGGAGAAAGAUGACACUGAGGAUGAGGUAGAGGUAGAGGUGGAGGAAGAGGACAAGCCCAAGAAGGUUGAGAAGACUGUGUGGGACUGGGAGCUGAUGAACGACGUCAAGCCUAUCUGGACGAGACCAGCCAAAGAAGUAGAGGAGGAUGAGUACAAAGCCUUCUACAAGACUUUCUCUAAGGACACAGAUGAGCCCCUCUCCCACAUCCACUUCACAGCCGAGGGUGAGGUCACCUUCAAGUCCAUCCUGUUUGUCCCCGUUGCUGCCCCCAGGGGCAUGUUCGACGAGUAUGGAACCAAGAAGAACGACUUCAUCAAGCUCUUUGUCCGUAGAGUCUUCAUCACUGAUGAUUUCAAUGACAUGAUGCCCAAAUACCUGAACUUUGUCAGGGGAGUGGUGGACUCUGAUGAUCUGCCACUGAAUGUGUCAAGAGAAACCCUGCAGCAGCACAAGUUGCUCAAGGUCAUCCGUAAGAAGCUGGUGCGUAAGACCCUGGACAUGAUAAAGAAGAUUGCAGAGGAGCAGUACAAUGAGAAGUUCUGGAAGGAGUUUGGCACCAACAUUAAACUGGGUGUGAUCGAGGACCACUCCAACAGGACUCGUCUGGCCAAACUGCUGCGUUUUCAGACCUCCAACAGCGACACGGUGCUGGCCAGCCUGGAGCAGUACGUAGAGAGGAUGAAGAACAAGCAGGACAAGAUCUACUUCAUGGCCGGAACCAGCCGCAGGGAGGCUGAGUCUUCUCCCUUUGUAGAGAGUCUGUUGAAGAAGGGUUAUGAGGUAAUCUACCUGACAGAGCCAGUGGAUGAGUACUGUGUCCAGGCCUUGCCAGAGUUCGACGGUAAGCGCUUCCAGAAUGUGGCCAAGGAGGGCAUUAAGUUUGACGAGAGCGACAAGGCCAAGGAGACCAGGGAGGUCCUGGAGAAGGAGUACGAACCCCUCACCACCUGGAUGAAGGACAGCGCCCUCAAGGACAAGAUUGAGAAGGCUAUCCUGUCCCAGAGGCUGACCAAGUCUCCCUGUGCCCUGGUAGCCAGCCAGUACGGCUGGUCUGGUAACAUGGAGAGGAUCAUGAAGGCACAGGCCUACCAGACAGGAAAAGACAUCUCCACAAAUUAUUAUGCAAGCCAGAAGAAAACAUUAGAAAUCAACCCAAAGCACCCUCUCAUCAAGGAAAUGCUGAAACGCAUUUCUACUGAUGCCGAGGACCAGACUGCCUCAGACCUGGCCAUGGUGUUGUUUGAGACGGCCACGCUGCGUUCAGGCUACCAGCUUCAAGACACCAAGGCCUAUGGAGACAGGAUUGAACGCAUGCUGCGGCUCAGUAUGAACGUAGAUCUCAACGAACAGGUUGAGGAGCCAGAGGAGGAGCCUGAAGAGGCGGCUGAGGAAGAAGAGGAAAUUCAAGAUGAGGAUGAAGCUGAGACAGGAGGGGUCAGGAGACACUAUUUGACAUCAGGAAUGAGUAUAGAAAUUCCUGAAGGAUUGACGGAGCUGUUGCAGAGCUUUACCGUGGAAGUGCUGAGGAAUCAGCCGGGAGAUUUGCUCGAGUUCGCUUUGCAGUAUUUCACCCAACUGAAGGACAGUGAAAUUAGAGGAGCCGCGUUUGGCAAUGACCAAAAUUCGGCCACGAGACCCAGUGGGAAAGCGGUCAAUUUCAUUGAGGAAGCCAUGCAGAUUGAUUCUGAAAAUGGAGAGGAGGAGAGUGACGACGAGGAAUUCACAGCUCCUGUGAUGAGUCGAUUUAUUAGAAGAGCAUCAGUGUGUGCCGAGGCAUUCAACCCUGAUGAAGACGAGGAGGACAAAGAGCAGAGGCUUUCCCAGGUGACCCACCCUAAAACAGACGAGCAGAGGCAAAGACUACAGGAGGCCUGCAGAGAUAUCCUCCUGUUUAAAAACCUGGACCCGGAACAAUUUUCCCAAGUACUUGAUGCCAUGUUUGAGAAGUUCUUUGAGGUAGGAGAGCACAUCAUAGAUCAAGAUGACGAUGGGGAUAACUUCUAUGUCAUAGAAAGAGGGAUAUUUGAUAUCUGCAUGAGGGUUGAUGGCAUUGAGAAGACUGUGGGAGCCUAUGAUAACCGGGGGAGCUUUGGAGAGCUGGCCCUGAUGUACAACACCCCCAGGGCUGCUACCAUCAUAGCCACCUCACCCGGAGCUCUCUGGUGCCUGGAUCGUCUGACAUUCAGGAGGAUCAUUGUAAAGAACAACGCGUUGAAGAGGAGACUUUAUGAGGAGUUCAUUGAAUCACUUCCAUUCCUUACAUCACUAGAGCUUUCAGAGAGAAUGAAAGUAGUGGACGUGCUGUCUUCUAAACCAUUCAGCGAUGAAGAACAGAUCAUCUCUCAGGGUGAUCUAGCAGAUUGUUUUUAUAUAGUUGAAUCUGGUCAAGUUAGAAUCACCAUGAAAAGAAGCAGGACGAAAAAAGACCAAGAGGAUGAGGAGGUCGAUAUAGCCACGUGCUCAAGGGGGCAGUACUUUGGAGAACUGGCUUUGGUCACGAACAAACCCAGAGCUGCUUCAGCUUUUGCUGUGGGAAGUGUUAAAUGUUUAGUUAUGGAUGUCCAGGCAUUUGAGAGGUUGCUGGGCCCCUGCAUGGACAUCAUGAAGAGAAACAUUGCAAAUUACGAAGAUCAGCUGGUCACGUUGUUUGGAAAUAGCACCACUGACAUUGAGGGAAAAAACCUAUGAAAUCCAGAAAGGGAAAAAAGACUAAGGGAGAUGCACUAUGAAGAAGAUGUGAACAACCAGGAUAACACUUUACUUGACACCCAGCAUCAUAACACGUUAUGACAUGGUCAUAUACAUGUCAUAUGUCAUAAAAGCUGACAUAACAUGUAAUAACAUGGUCAUAAUACUGUCAUGACCCAUCUAGUUACACCUGUUGUGACAUAUAUUGUGUUAUUAUAUGGCUGGUUAUGACACCUACAUCAGAAUGUUUGU